UCCUUUGCAGCCUGUUCAGGAAGAUGAUGGGAGUGGAAUGGCCCAGGAUGCCUUCUAUCUUCAAUCACUUAUUAUUGAUGCAUUCCAUGGAAAAGGAUUUCAGAAAAUAAAAGAAUAUUUUCAACAGAAAGCAAGCCACAUUCCUCAAAAAUAUGAUCAUCUUGUAUUAUACCAUCUUGACAAAUCAAUAAAUAAGGGACUGGACAAAAGUGAAUUUCUGUAUGUUUCACUGUUGCUGAAAUGUAUUCAGCGGUUCUUCAUUGAUGGCCUCAAAGAAGAUGAGCCUUUGUUAAUUCAGCAGGGACUGAUCCCAAAGAUGGUUACCUGGUUUGAAAGAACAGUAGGAUUUCUGACCAUGGAAGAUCUCGCUUCAGACACAUCCCUGAUGAAUGUUACAGAGGACUUCUUUGAUGCAGCACUGAUUAUUUCCAGGAGGAGUAGUAAAGGGAAAAUUCAGAUGUUGGGUUCCUUCAUGUUUACCUUAGGAUUUCUGGUGACAGAAAAGAUGGUAAAUCGUUUGAUUCAACAAGAGGCUUUGAAGACUUUGAACAGCCUUUUGCGUGCUGUACCUCGGGAGGAGAGAAAACAACUCCCCUCGUCAGAAGGAGUGUGUCAGCUUAUGAAAGAUCUCUCAAGGACAAUUUUGACUGUGGGUGAUUAUGGUCAGCAGGUUGCUCUUUCUGAAGCAUUGUGCAGACUGACAACUAAAACAUCAAGAGAUGACCUUGUCCAUCAGUGGUUUGAAGAUGACGUUAUUGCUGAAGCUUUCAAAAAAAUUAAGGAUCAAGAAUUUGAGACGGACAGUAGACUGUUUCUUAAUUACCUGAACAACAGACUCGGUGACCAAAGAAGGGUCUAUUCAUUUCCAUGUAUUGCUGCUUUUGCUGAUGGGCAUGAGAUGAGAAAACCAGCAGAUGAAAAAUUAGAGAAAUUUUGGAUUGAUUUCAACCUAGGAAGUCAGAGUGUAACUUUUUAUAUAAAUAGUACUGAGAGUGCUUUGUGGGACUCAGUAAUACUUUUGAAGGAAGAAGUGAUUAAUUUCAGCAUAAUAGAGACUGAAAAGAAGAUAUUUAUCAUUUACCUGAAGCCUAUUAAUAUCAGAAACCAAGAAGUGAGGAAAAUAGAAAUCCAUUUUGAUUUGCAAUUCAACAUAUCACAAGCUUCCAUUAAAGCUUUAGGAGAAGACAAACAGAUGUUGCCUAUCCAGACAGAAAUCUCCUCAGAACUUGUUGAUAAGUUUAAUAAAGAAGACACUGAGAUUCCUAUCAACCAUGAAAGAGAGACAGAUCAGGCAGAAGAAUCCACUGAGCUGGCAGAGUUAAGGCGUGCUGAAGUUGACAACUGCCUGACAACUCCACCCUUAAAUGACCAGUCUGAGCUUGCUGUGAGUACGGGGAGCUGGAAACAAGAUUCUGAACUCUGUCCACUGGGUGGAAGCUGCCUCUUCUGGCAUGUAGUCCAUUUUCUCUCGGCCAACCAUCUGUCUCUUUUUGACCAUCCCUUCAAGUUCAGUUACAGGAAACACCUCUUCUCGGAGAGCAAUCAAGAUUCAAGUUCUAGUAGCACUGCACUAUCUUGGACCAAUGACCAAGAUAGGAAAUCCUUAAAACCAUAUCCUGGUAGAAGAAAGACAAGAACUAGAAGUAGCUUAAAAAUCUUGCCACUUUCCCCUCCCAGUCUGGGCAGUGACCAUGAGAAAGACCAAGCUAAACUUCUAACACCAUUGUGGAAAGAUACCUCCAGGCAAAAUAAUGCCAUGCCUCCAAUUUCUGGAACAAAAUUUAAGGGUAGUUCUGCCCUUUUAACUCCCGAAGUUUCUGCCCAGAAAACAGAACUUCAAAGUCCCCAUCCACUGAGCAGUCUUUCUUCAUUGGAGCACUCAGAAGCUGAAGAAAAUUUACCUAAGACUGUGAACCAAGAGCUAUUGAUGAAAAGUGCUAACCUCAAACAUAAACUUGAAAAUCUGGAAGACAGAGACACAUCAGAUGGCAGUUUUGCUAAGUGGAAACAGUCAAAAUUGAAAGAAGAUGAUGCUCCAGGAUCCAUUUCCUCAGUGACAGAAGAAACAGACUUGUCAGAAGGCAUUUCUCCUCCACCCCUGGUAGCUGUGCCAGAGAACUUGAAUAGUUCUGCUGUUAUCACAACCUUUGAAAACUUCACUAGAGAACUGAAAAGAAAAUACGAGCUUAGGUACAGGAGGAGUACACUUUAUUCAAAAUAUGCAAAGCAAGCACCGAGUUGCCUAAUAAAAUUUUUAAACCAGAUACAUCACUGCAGACUGAAUAAACUAGAGCAGUUUCACAAUUUUGUUCUUCAAGAGCUGACCAAUCUUGAGAAGGAUUUUCAGGCUCUGAAACACCUUGAGAAAGAUGUUCUGGAAUUUCUGGGGAAACAGGCUGAUGAUCUGAAGUCAUUCUGUGACCUACAGAUGAUUAGGCUUAAUGCAAUCCAGCCUUCCUGAGGAAUGCCAAAGACCAGUUUUAUUACUGCAUCCCUGGGAUGUCUAUGCAAUCCAAGUUUUGAUGAGAGCCUGGAAUAAUGGACACUUUUCCAGGAAAAUGUAAUUUAACUAAAGAGGCUCCUGAAUACAUGGAAUAACUAGCAAAUAUUCAUAAAAGAAAUAAAGUUGAUAAAGAAGUACCCUACAAAUGUGUAUAGUCCA
This is a messenger RNA of Phyllostomus discolor (pale spear-nosed bat), 2662 nucleotides long. RefSeq names its product synaptonemal complex protein 2 like (gene SYCP2L). The record is from RefSeq and is a predicted model, not a curated record. The transcript is spliced from 28 exons. The coding region runs from base 38 to 2461 and encodes 807 amino acids. Lineage: Eukaryota; Metazoa; Chordata; Mammalia; Chiroptera; Phyllostomidae.